GCGCUGGAUCGAGCUCACCAGCGUGCAACCACCCCGCUCGCGGCGGCGCUGCUCCGAUCUGUCCGAGAAGCUUCACUGCCGGCCGAGUCCAAGAUGCCAAGAGGCUCCCCUGCUCCCCCUAUUAAACCUCUCCACAAUCACAGGAUGUCCCGUUGUACUAGCACAGCAAAAGCUCUAAGCCAUCUGAUCUCGCAGACACCGCUACAAACACUUCCAGUUUGAGACUGCCAGUUUUCCUCCAGUUCCUCCCAAGAUUUCGCGCCACUUGCCGGCUCUGAAGCAGGUUCAGUAGUUGCACAACACAGAAAUGAGCUCACGAAUGGCCGGAGCAGCGCUCCUGCGCCACCUGGGCCCCCGCCUCUUCGCGGCCGAGCCGGUGUCCGGGCUCGCCGGGAGAGGGCUCGUGCCCGUGGCCGCCAGGAUUCUCCCCGCGCGGAUGUCCAGCACCGCCGCCAAAGAAGCUGCCGCCCCAGAGCAGGAGCAGCAGCACGGCGGCAGCGCCGAAAAGCCGACGGCGGCAGAUGGGCAGGAGAAGACGGGCAUCGUCAGCUACUGGGGCAUCCAGCCGCCGAAGCUCGUCAAGGAGGACGGCACAGAGUGGAGGUGGUUCUGCUUCAGGCCAUGGGACGCGUACAGGGCGGACACGUCGAUCGACGUGAAGAAGCACCACGAGCCGAGGGCGCUGCCGGACAAGCUGGCGCUGCCGGACAAGCUGGCCUACUGGCUGGUCAAGUCGCUGGUCGUGCCCAAGCAGCUCUUCUUCCAGCGCCGGCACGCCAGCCACGCGCUGCUGCUGGAGACGGUGGCGGCCGUGCCGGGCAUGGUGGGCGGCAUGCUGCUCCACCUGCGCUCGCUGCGCCGCUUCGAGCACAGCGGGGGCUGGAUCCGGGCGCUGCUGGAGGAGGCCGAGAACGAGCGGAUGCACCUCAUGACGUUCCUCGAGGUGGCGCAGCCCAAGUGGUGGGAGCGCGCCCUCGUGCUCGCCGCGCAGGGCGUCUACUUCAACGCCUACUUCGUCGCCUACCUCGCGUCGCCCAAGUUCGCGCACCGCUUCGUCGGCUACCUCGAGGAGGAGGCCGUGCACUCGUACUCGGAGUACCUCAAGGACCUCGAGGCCGGCAUCAUCGAGAACACGCCGGCGCCGGCCAUCGCCAUCGACUACUGGCGCCUCCCCGCCGAUGCCAGGCUCAAGGACGUCGUCGCCGUCGUGCGCGCCGACGAGGCGCACCACCGCGACGUCAACCACUUCGCCUCGGACAUCCAUUACCAGGGGAUGAAGCUUAAGGACACGCCUGCGCCGCUCGGCUACCACUGAUCAGUCCGGUCGGCAUGGCUUGCUCAAUUCAGCAAUGUUGUUAUUACCUACUACCCCAUCGGACAUACAGUCGAUCAGUACUUCCAUCCACAUAAAAUCGAGUCUGAUUUACCACCUGUAAGAGAAUGAAUUGCAUGGUUCUUGGUUGGGUCUA
This is a messenger RNA of Panicum virgatum (switchgrass), 1469 nucleotides long. RefSeq names its product ubiquinol oxidase 1b, mitochondrial-like. Bases 308 to 1315 code for a protein of 335 amino acids. The record is from RefSeq and is a predicted model, not a curated record. Gene Ontology annotation, biological process: alternative respiration. The transcript is spliced from 3 exons. Gene Ontology annotation, cellular component: mitochondrion. NCBI's taxonomy places the organism in Eukaryota, Viridiplantae, Streptophyta, Magnoliopsida, Poales, Poaceae. Gene Ontology annotation, molecular function: alternative oxidase activity.